GUUACUGACAAUUACUUACUGAUGGAAUCUGGACCCCUUCCCUCUUCUCCCUCUCUCUCAAGUCUCACCUUCAUCCUGUCUCUAUUUUAAUUCCCAUAUCCGAACCAGCGCUAUAUAACCAAUACCUUUCCACUCUAGAUCUUGUCGUCCCAGAAAUCACUCAUUGACCCAUCCGAAUUGCGAGCACACAACCCAAGACGACAAUGGCAUCAUCGUCGGGCGACAAGGCUGCUGCUGUUUCUUCCACGGCUGUGCGUCCUCCUCCAGCACUUCCCUGGAAGGUGAAGCUCUUCGUCAAGCUCAUGUCCUUCGCGGUGGACCUCAGCUGUCGACCUGACGGCACCGUCAACCGCCGGGUCAUGUCCUUGUUCGACAUCAAAUCCCGUCCCCGCCGCUCCAAACGCGUCUCCUCCACCGACGUCACCGUCGAUCCCAGCCGCAACCUCUGGUUACGUCUCUACACCCCAACUUUUUCCACCGCCAAACCCUUGCCGCUCAUCUUCUUCUUCCACGGCGGCGGCUUCGCAUUCUUGGCUCCCGACUCCAAGCCUUACGACGACUCCUGCCGCCGCCUCGCCGCCGAAAUCCCUGCCGUUGUCAUCUCCGUCAACUACCGCCUCGCCCCGGAGCAUCGCUGUCCGUGCCAGUACGAGGACGGCCUCGACGUCCUUAAGUUCAUCGACGGCGGCAAGUGCAAUGAAGUCGCCAGGCUGUGCCAGGUUGCUGGCACAGUGGAGCUGAAAAGGAGCUUCGUGGCGGGAGACAGCGCGGGAGGCAACCUUGCCCACCACGUGGCGAUGAGAGGUGGGUCCCACAAGUUCUCUUCCUUGGAUCUGAUAGGCAACAUAUCCAUCCAGCCCUUCUUCGGCGGGGAGGAGCGGACGGCGUCGGAGCUGGAGCUAGCCGACGCGCCCUUCUCCACGUGGAAGCGCACGGACAUUAUGUGGAAGCUGUUUAUGCCGGUGGGGUCGGACAGGGACCACCCGGCGGUGAACGUGUUCGGGCCGAACGGCGAGGAUGUGAGCUCGGUGAAGUUCCCGCCGACGGUGGUGUUCGUGGGCGGGUAUGACCCGCUGAAGGACUGGCAGAGGAGGUACUGUGAAGGGCUGAAGAGAGCAGGGAAGGAGGCGAGGGUGGUGGAGUACGAGAAUGCGAUUCAUACCUUCUACGCCUACCCGGAGGUGCCGGAGUCGGACCGCUUUGUGGAGGAGGUCCGGAAUUUCGUCCGCGACCCAAUCGGGUUCUGUUCAGCCGACCAACAGUAGUGAAUUGGGUA
Molecule: messenger RNA, 1276 nt
Organism: Linum tenue
Lineage: Eukaryota; Viridiplantae; Streptophyta; Magnoliopsida; Malpighiales; Linaceae
Source: the annotation of a GenBank genome assembly